Molecule: messenger RNA, 1579 nt
Organism: Xiphophorus maculatus (southern platyfish)
Lineage: Eukaryota; Metazoa; Chordata; Actinopteri; Cyprinodontiformes; Poeciliidae
Product: zinc finger protein 40-like
Exons: 6
Coding region: 1-1437 (478 amino acids)
Source: RefSeq, a predicted model, not a curated record
AUGACGGUCAGGAUAACCCAGUCCAUGGAGGAUGAGGACUGCAAACGUCUCUGCUCUGCUGAGGUCUACAGCACUCCCCCCUACUGCAUAGACCAUGAGCGGGUGGCAAAGGUUCAGCUGCCGACAGAUGACAUUGCGAAUAGCAAAACCAACGAGCAGAAAGAGAAGAAAAGACCAAAGCAGGAAGUCAAUUUAUGCUUCAGAAACAAACAGCCUCUUGAAGUGCGGAUAUCUGAAAGAAGAACCUUCUUGAUCUCCCACUCGUCCAGAUCCCAGACCCAGCCAGGAGUGGUGUGUGGUGAGUGUGACAGGGAGAGCCCGGGUGAGUCUGGGAAUCCCACCGCACUCCCAGAGGAAUCCCAGACGUCUGUGUGCAAGGUGUGCAGCGGCUCGCUGGACGCUCCAGUGGGACUUGGUGAACACCUGACACCUGGGGAAGAGAGGAGAGGUCACCAGGACGACACACCUGGAGGAGAAUCGAAAGACCAAGCAGCCGAUCGAAACCAACUCAGGGAGUCUGACCGCCAAGACGCUGCUCACGAGGAUGAUGACGGCACACAUGAUGAAGGCAGCGGGUCCGCAGUAGCUGACAGUUCACACACCAGAGGGGAAAUCGCUGGAGCGGAGGGCCGGCUGCUGGGGAACACGUGCAGCUCGCCCCCCCCAACUCCCUCCAGGAAGAGCUCCACCAGCACCAGGAGGGCCCUGUUCGCCCGCAGGUGUCUCAAUGCUUCGUCCUCCGGGGCCUCCCACUCUCCACACACCCAGUCUCCAGAUCCAGGAAGGGAGCCGUCUCCACCUCGCAGCCCGUCGCCCGGCCCACACCCGUCUCCUGCGCUGACCUCGCCCCUGUCUCCGUCCUCUCGUCCCGUCUCCUCAGUUCUGAAGACAGCAGUGUCUCCAGUCAGGGGCCCGGCCGAGGGGUCCAACUCCGCCGGGCUUCCCAGCUCCCCAGCUGGUGGAUCUGCUCCGUGUCAAACCUGCCGCCCACCUAAGGAGGUACGGCCUGCUGCAGCUCUGUCGGGGGAGGAGAACAGUCUGGUCCCCAUCAUCGGCCCUCAUCCUGCACGGCCUCGAGGAACCAACCGGCUCCUGAGCCACCUCCCGCUUCACUCCCAGCAGCCUGGCAGAACACCCAGCUUCUUGAUCCCCAUUGGGGGGAUCCACAUGGUCCAGCCCAGGUCCACCCUCCCGCUCUACCGCCUGGUGGCCAGCCCGGCGGCCUCCCGCAUCCCAACCGGAAAGCUGGCUGCCCCCCAAUACCAGGACGCCCACAAAGAGGCGGUGGCCAGCAGCGCUCCACGGCGCCCCCGGGCUGCAGAGCAAACAACCGCAGGAGACAAAGGCUUCCCCGUCCAGCAGCCCUCCACUUCCAGAAGCUGCACGGAGAGGCAUGUUUACACUGAAGGUCAGAACUCCUCUCAGAAGCAUCUCUGAUAGCAGGGAGACUUUUUUUUUUUUUAAAGGGACAGUGCAAAAAGAAGGAAAAAAAGAAAAGAAACAGAGUGCAGGUAAUGGUGAAAUAUUCCAAAGCUCAACGAGACGAAAGCACUUGAGCACCGCUUCUGAAUGACGCUGU